This is a messenger RNA of Fundulus heteroclitus (mummichog), 1646 nucleotides long. It is a transcript of the gene proca, whose product is annotated as protein C (inactivator of coagulation factors Va and VIIIa), a. The coding region runs from base 230 to 1558 and encodes 442 amino acids. NCBI's taxonomy places the organism in Eukaryota, Metazoa, Chordata, Actinopteri, Cyprinodontiformes, Fundulidae. The transcript is spliced from 9 exons. Gene Ontology annotation, cellular component: extracellular region. Gene Ontology annotation, biological process: blood coagulation; proteolysis. The record is from RefSeq and is a predicted model, not a curated record. Gene Ontology annotation, molecular function: serine-type endopeptidase activity; calcium ion binding.
CGCUUCUGUCUCUGGAACCAGCUGCUUGCUGUGUCUUGGGUUGACCAUGAGGGGAUUUUGUUCAGCCUGUAGUUCCCCAGACAGGAAAACGCCGUUUCUGUUCAGAGGUCUGCGUGUUUCCAGCUAAAACAGAUCAAUACUGCAGCCAAAUUUCACCCACGCUGCUACCGUUGGGCCAUUUUGAGCCACAAGAAGAAAACCUACAGGCAGCGGUUGAUUGACGGAGGCCAUGUCUCGCCCUGGGUUCUGCCUGCUGGUCUGCGUCGCUCUGUGGUCGACAUCCGUCAUCAGCCUCUCAGUGUUCUCCGACGCUCCGAAGGCCCACAUGCUGCUCCGGUCCCGCCGGGCCAACAGCUUCCUGGAGGAGCUGAAGCCCCCGAACAUGGAGCGAGAAUGUGUGGAGGAGAUGUGCAGCUUUGAAGAAGCCAGAGAGAUUUUCCAGACCCGGGAGGCUACACUGGAGUUCUGGACCGUGUACUCUGAUGGAAACCAGUGUCAGUCCAACGUGUGCGUUCAUGGAGAGUGUGUGGACCAGUACCAAGACUACAAGUGCCUCUGUCACCCUGGAUAUGAGGGCAAAUACUGCCAAUACAAUUCAACAGCCACAAACUGCACCAUGGAAAACGGCUACUGUGACCACGAGUGCACGGAGAGCGAGGACGGCCAGAGGAGAACCUGCAGCUGUUUGAAAGGAUACAACCUGGAAAACGACUCCAGGAAAUGUAGCCCGAAAAGUACCUCAUCCUGUGGUCAGAUUCUGAUCAACAGGUCGGAGUACAGCGAGCCUGUGGACGGACUGCUGCCAUGGGCGGUCGGGGGGGAAGUGGGCAAAAAGGGGGAGAGUCCCUGGCAGGUGCUGGUAUUGAACGCAAGGGGAGCUUUUCACUGUGGAGGAGUCCUGAUAGAUGAAAACUGGGUUCUGACGGCCGCCCACUGCCUCGAAAACAACUACAAGUUCAGCGUACGACUGGGUGACUAUGAGCGCAUGAGGAAUGAAGGGACAGAGGUGCUGCUUAGGGUCAGCGAGACCUUCAAACAUCCCAAAUACAACAGCAUGACGGUGGACAACGACAUCGCCCUGCUGCGGCUGCAGUCGCCUGCUCCUUUCUCCAAAUACAUCGUCCCCAUCUGCUUACCUGGGCGCUCCAUGGCCGAGAGGGUGCUCCACCUCAACGGCACCACCACUGUGGUGACGGGCUGGGGUAAAGAUGACACCGGGAAGCAUAGCUCGGCGCUGAACGUCAUAAAAGUCCCGCUGAUUAAUCACACCUUCUGCAGCGAGCUGAUGUUGCCCCACGAACUUUCCAACAACGUCCUGUGCGCCGGCAUCCUGGGCCAGAGCGUCGACGCCUGCGAGGGGGACAGCGGCGGGCCGAUGGUCACUUUGUACCGGGACACCUGGUUCCUGGUCGGCCUGGUGUCCUGGGGCGAGGGCUGCGGCAGGAAGGAUAAGUUGGGCAUCUACACCAAAGUGUCCAACUACAACGAGUGGAUCGGCCAAGUGCGGGAAGAAUGGGACAGAAAACAUCACCCUCAACAACACCGACCCGCACCUUAAGCAAACCAUCCCGCCAAACCCAGAGGAACAAGUCGGUGCAUCGAUGAUGAUGUUAAAGAUUUUGUUAAAUAAACACGUCAACUCUAAA